GUCGCUUUCAGCAAACAGAAAAUAAGUGUCGAGUUUGGUGGAAGAAUAAUUAUGGGAAGACGACGCAGCAAAAGAAAACCACCUCAAAAACGGAAAGCAAUUGAACCACUUGAAACUCAAUUUAAUUGCCCAUUUUGUAACCAUGAAAAAUCUUGUGAAGUGAAAAUGGAUAGACAAAGAAAUACAGGAAGAAUUACAUGCAGAGUUUGUCUUGAAGAUUUUCAAACAUCUAUUAACUAUCUGUCAGAAGCAAUUGAUGUGUAUAGCGAUUGGAUAGAUGCUUGUGAAAGUGCCAAUCAAUGAUACAUCUUCAUCUUCAGUUUCUAUAUUUUUUGUUAUAAUCAUCAAGUUUCAUUUCUCAUUUUCAUACAAUUCUUUUUCAUGAUAUUUUUACUUUGUGUAAAAAUUUAGUUAAAAGUUUGUAUCAAAUAUUAAAAAGUAUUUGUAUUUGCAUUGCAAUGAAAAUACUAAAUAUAAAUUAAAUAUGAAAAAAUAUAAAUUAAUGAUAAUGUUUUAUCUUUUCUUGAUAUAAAUUUAACAUCAUAUUGUCCAUGACUAUUUUUAAUUGUAAAUGAUUAUUAUUAUUAUUACUACUAUCAAAAGUUCAUACAGUGAAGACUUGUAAAUUUUGUAUAUAAGUGUAUUUCUUCUGAAAUAAAUUUUAUA
This is a messenger RNA of Centruroides sculpturatus (bark scorpion), 666 nucleotides long. Its product is annotated as transcription elongation factor 1 homolog. Gene Ontology annotation, cellular component: transcription elongation factor complex. Bases 52 to 303 code for a protein of 83 amino acids. Lineage: Eukaryota; Metazoa; Arthropoda; Arachnida; Scorpiones; Buthidae. Gene Ontology annotation, biological process: transcription elongation by RNA polymerase II. The transcript has 4 exons. The record is from RefSeq and is a predicted model, not a curated record. Gene Ontology annotation, molecular function: RNA polymerase II complex binding.